Messenger RNA from Corvus hawaiiensis (hawaiian crow), 3744 nucleotides. RefSeq lists its product as uncharacterized. The transcript has 2 exons. The coding region runs from base 1727 to 2632 and encodes 301 amino acids. NCBI's taxonomy places the organism in Eukaryota, Metazoa, Chordata, Aves, Passeriformes, Corvidae. The record is from RefSeq and is a predicted model, not a curated record.
AGAGCUUGGAAGGGCUGGGGGUGGGGGGGGGUCUCCUCUGUGCCUGCUCCGUGUUCCUUUGGUUGUGGGCUUGAAGAUGGAAAAUAAAAGCUGGGAAGUGGAGCAGGGAGAACUCCUCCAGGAGUCAGAAAUCGGGAAUCUCCCGAGGGAUGUGAAUAUUCCUGGUUAUUCCACAACCUGCCAUCCUCCCUGCCCUCGUGUCCUUGUUGGUCAGCAGGGUUUGGAGUGGGAAUUUGGGAAAAGCUCUUGGAUCUCCUGCAGAGGCAGGAGCUGUCGCUGAGCCAGGGGCAGAGCAGAUGGUGACCUGGUUUUGCCAGGGAAGGGAUGAGGUUGGGAAUGCACCGUUGGAAGCGGGAUAUGGGGAAGAGGCAGGGCCUGGGAUGCACAGGGAUUCAUUGCAGCCAGCUCAGCCCCGGUCUUUUGGAGAAAUAAAUCCCUGUGGUCCUUAACUUUUAACCCUGGGAUUGGGAUUUGUGUCUUUCGUGUGGAAGGAUUGAUCCAUCAGGUGUGUAAGCUCCAACUGUUCCCACCAAAAAUUCCAGGAGAAGUGGCCCUUCCCCAGCCAGACCCCGAUUUAACAUUCCAGCCCCAUCCCUGAGAAAGAUUUCCCCGGAACAGGGAAAAUUGAGGAUAUUUUCCCGUUGUUUCCCCAUGGACUGUUUCAAGCUGAUUCCCUGUUCUGCCUGGGAACAUCUGUUUCUCCUUGGAUUCUUGGAUUUCUUGGCUCCAGGAGCUUCUCCCAGGAAUUUGGCCACGUUUUGCUUCGUGUUCAAGCUUUGUGAGGGGUUCAGCUCCAGGGAAAUGGGGCUUGGAGCUGCAUUCCUGCUCCUCAUCCCACUCCUGCCUUGGAAAGAACUCAAUUCCUGGUAGUUUUUGCUGGAGCAGGAGGUGCCUGAGGCAGGAGGAUCCUGAAUCACCUGGAGAUGUGGAGCUGGGAGGCGCUGGAUGAGUUUCCCUGGGAGGGAUUUGGCUCAUUUGGAAGCAUUUUGGGCACUUUGCUCCUUGCAGGGAUAAGAUCCACACUGGGAUACUCGGCUCUCAUUCCAACCAGGAAUGCAAAACUAACAGGAAAAGGAUUUCCAGGACUUUUUCAGGCUCUCCCAUCCCUGGAAGUGUCCAAGGCCAGGUUGGAGCAGCCUGGGAUAGUGGGAGGUGUCCAGAAUGGAACUGAAUGGGAUUUAAUGUCCCAACCCAAACCAUUCCAUGAUUCCCUGCUGGGAAUUCUGCCCUGAUCCCACAAAAGCAGUGGGGCAGAGGGGCUGCCCCCCCACACCCAGUGGCCCAGCUCCCAGGAAUUCCCAGACCUGGCCACAGGAUGGAUAUUCCAGUUUAUCCCAAGGGUGCUGUGCCAUGGACAGGUUUUUGGGAGUCAGGGAGCGUUCCCAGGUCUGGGGAAGCAGGAAAAUUCAGGAACGUUCUGCUGGCAAAUGGGGAUUUUUGGGAAGUAAUAAUGAGAGGCUGGAGGUGUUCCCAGCUCUAGAGAAGCAGGAAAACUCUGGAAUAUUCUGCUGGAAAAUGGGGAUUUUGGGGAGGCAAUAAUGGGAGGCGGGGAGCAUUUCCAGGUCUGGGGAAGCAGGAAAAUGGCUGGAAUGUUCUGCUGGAAAAUGGGGAUUUUUGGGAGGUUUCUGGGGGGUAAUAAUGGGAGGGAGGGAAUAUUUCCGUGUCUGGGGAAGCAGGAAAACUCCUGAAUAUUCUGCUGGAAAUUGGGGAUUUUGGGGAUGUAGUAAUGGGAGAAAGGGAGGAUUCCCAGGUCCGGGGAAGCAGGAAAAUAGCUGGAAUGUUCUGCUGGAAAAUGAGGAUUUUUUGGGAGUGUAAUAAUGAGAGGCAGGGAGCAUUCCUAGGUCUGGAGAAGCAGGAACACUCUGGAAUAGUCUGCUGGAAAAGGGGGAUUUUGGGGAGUUUUUUGCAGAUAAUAAUGAGAGAGAAGGAGCAUUCCCAAAUCUGGAGAAGCAGGAAAACUCAGGAAUGUUCUGCUGGAAAACAGGAACCGUGCAGAGCGAGAGAGAGGCUGAGGAAGGUUCUGGAAAUCAGGGCAGGGGAGGCAGACGAGUCACUGGGAGAAUCAGGGAAAUCCCAGCAGGAUUAUUCCGAGGGAAAAAUCCAGCAGGCGUUGGAUCUCAGGAAUCACCAGGAACUUCGCAGGGCACCGACCUUGGCACCAAACCCCCUUGCGUUUGAUGGGAUUUGGCUGCCGAGCCAUGGGCACGGAUGCAUCCCUGUGGGAAGGCGGGGCAGGUGGCACCGGGCACGGGGCCAGUGGUGGCCGCAGGGUGGGGGACAGGGCUGUGCCCGUCCUGUGCCACCCCCUGGCUGGCACACCGGCACCCCCAGCGCUUUUCCUGCCGCUCCUGCAGGGGAUUUGAGGAAUCCCCACAUGAGGACGAAUCCCUGUCCCUUUGUCGCCCGCUGCCAGCGCCGGUGCCCCCCGCCGUGUCCCGGAUUUCCCGCAGGGAAUGGGGAAUGCUGGCAGGGAUCCGGCUCCUCGCUGCUCUCGGUGGAAAAGUGUCCCUGGGUUUCGGGACAAGGGGACGCUUGUGACAUUUCCUGGCGCCGGGUGGCAGUGGGGGGACACGCCCCGCAGGGAGCGGUGGCACUGCCCAGGGCCAGCAGCUGGCGGCUGGCAAUUGUUUGAUUCCAGGUGAUCCCUGUUUGAUUCCAGGUGAUCCCUGUUUGAUUCCAGGUGAUCCCUGUUUCAUUCCAGUUGUUUUAUCCCAGGUGAUCCCUGUUUUAUUCCAAUUGUUUGAUUCCAGGUGAUCCCUGUUUCAUUCCAGUUGUUUUAUCCCAGGUGAUCCCUGCUUAUUCCAUGUGAUUCCUGCUUUAUUCCAAUUAUUUUAUUCCAUGUGAUCCCUGUUUUAUUCCAGUUAUUUUAUCCCAGGUGAUCCCUGUUUCAUUCCAGGUGAUCCCUGUUUCAUUCCAGUUAUUUUAUCCCAGGUGAUCCCUGCUUUAUUCCAAUUGUUUGAUUCCAGGUGAUCCCUGUUUCAUUCCAGGUGAUCCCUGUUUUAUUCCAAUUGUUUUAUCCCAGGUGAUCCCUGUUUUAUUCCAGGUGAUCCCUGUUUCAUUCCAGUUGUUUUAUUCCAGCUGCCCCCUGUUUCAUUCCAGGUGAUCCCUGUUUUAUUCCAGGUGAUCCCGGUUUUAUUCCAGUUGUUUUAUCCCAGGUGAUCCCCGUUUUAUCCCAGGUGAUCCCUGUUUAUUCCAGGUGAUCCCUGUUUCAUUCCAGUUGUUUCAUUCCAGGUGCCCCCUGUUUAUUCCCAGUCCCAUUCCCGGAAUAGUUCCCAUUCCCCACCCCGGUGCUGGCUAUAAACUGAUUCUCCUUAAUCCCAAAAAGAUCCCGCAGCGCCGCCGCUCAGGCGGAUUAAGGGACUUUUGGGGGAAUUUGGGAGGACGGAGGGAUGAGCAUUCCUGCUUUGAGCAUUCCAUGGAAUUUCGCUGCUUCCUCAGAGCAUCGUCCCUCUGGAUGUGGGGUUUGAGUGCCCUUAGGUGCUCCCGGCGGGCAGAGGGGACCCAGCCCUGCUGGCACCUGCGGGGAAGCUCGGGAAUGUUGGAUAGAGCUGGGAAGAAGAUGGGAAAGGGUGGCAGAUCAAAGUCAGGCCCGUGUUUGCCUCCGAAGCUGUCCCACGGGAGCUUCCUGCCCGCUGGAAUUGGCCUUUUCCAGCCCCAUCGCCGGCCAGAAGGAGCCUUUCCUCCUGUGUUCUUUCCGUUCUCUUUCGGAUUUCUUUCCAGUUCCUUUCUGACCUCUUUCUGAUU